Cyphellophora europaea CBS 101466 is the source of this 720-nucleotide messenger RNA. RefSeq lists its product as uncharacterized. The record is from RefSeq and is a predicted model, not a curated record. The coding region runs from base 1 to 720 and encodes 239 amino acids. The transcript has a single exon. NCBI's taxonomy places the organism in Eukaryota, Fungi, Ascomycota, Eurotiomycetes, Chaetothyriales, Cyphellophoraceae.
AUGAUCGAGGUCUACGGCUACGUCCCCGCCUGGGGCCUUCCAGACAUCUCUCCCUACGUGACAAAGCUCAUCAACUAUCUCACAAUCACCAAGACGCCCUUCACCUACCACUCGCAAGAUCUCUCCCGCAUCGACAUCGACUGCCCCUACGGCAAGCUUCCCUACAUAAUCGACAGCGACGACGGAACCAAAGUCGGCGACUCCAACCUCAUCAUCGCAUACCUGCAGAAGAAGUACGGCGACCCCCUCGACGGCGACCUAGGCGAUGCCGAGCAAGCCGUCGCCCUUGCCUUUGACCGCAUGAUCGGCGAGCAUCUCUACUGGAGCGGCGUGAUCCAGCCGCGCUGGCGCAUGGACGAGGGUUGGGAGGUCUACAUCCCGUACGUGGUACAAGGCGCGGAGGUAGGCCCGGAGCUGCGCGCCGCCUUGGACGGCUUCCGGACCAGAAUCCUGGCAGAGUUCGACGGCCAGGGAAUGGGCAGAAGGCCGGCUGAAUGCGUGCUGGUAUUCUACCGGAAGGACGUCGAUGCGCUGGCCACAUACCUGAAGGACAAGAAGUAUUUCAUGGGGAAUAAGGUGCAUACCAUUGAUGCCAUGUUUUAUGCCAUGUUGAGACAUCUCGUGGAUCAGCCGCAGAAGUGGGAGGGUACAGGCUAUAUUGAGACCAAGCAGAACCUGGUGGAUUAUAUGGCAAGGAUGCGAUUCGAAUUCGGUGUCUGA